AAAGGAGAUCAGCAGGAGCAGGGGCUACGGUGCAGAGGACAGCCCUACAGACAGCCCAGCUCCAGCUCACUCGUGGCUCCCUCAGCCCUCCCAGCACCAUGAGGGUCCUUGCAGCCACCCUGGCUGUUCUGCUCCUUGUGGCCAUCUGCUCCCUGGCCGAGGCUGAUCUCAGAGUCUCCAGGAAUGCUGAACUUCACAAGAACGUCUUCACAGAUACUGUACCCACCGCCUGCUGCUUCAGUUUCGUUUCAUUCCCCAUUCCACGCCACAGGAUCAGCUCUGCCUACAGGACCAGCACCAGCUGUUCAACGCAAGGCGUGAUCCUGAUCACCAAGAAAGGGAAGCAACUGUGUGCAGACCCCGAGGCUCAGUGGGUGCAGAAACACCUGGAGCACUUUGAGCAUCUGGAGGACUGAGUCUUCUCUGCUGCUGCCCCAGGGCAGUGGGCUUGGCCCCCAGCAUGAGACAUGUAAUACGAGUGCUUGAGCUGCAUCCCUCUUCAAAGGGAAAAUUGAUUACAAUUGGCAUAUACUUGUUUAACUAAAUUUUGUUUGUCUAAAUGCUUGAAUAAAGUUUUUGGCUUGUCAAACCA
Molecule: messenger RNA, 592 nt
Organism: Prinia subflava (tawny-flanked prinia)
Lineage: Eukaryota; Metazoa; Chordata; Aves; Passeriformes; Cisticolidae
Product: C-C motif chemokine 3-like
Exons: 3
Coding region: 99-416 (105 amino acids)
Biological process (GO): immune response; eosinophil chemotaxis
Cellular component (GO): extracellular region
Molecular function (GO): chemokine activity
Source: RefSeq, a predicted model, not a curated record